AUAAAUAAAAUAAUAUCCUCACCCUUCCACAGAACUCUCCUUCUGCUCUUCCUAAUCCUUUUUCGUGGGCUCUUCCCUACUCACGUUUCUUUCCUUUUUCCUCUGAUGCCAAACAGCAAAUCGGAAGAAUAAUGACUACAGCUUCAGUGGCAUAUUCAUGCCUAUCUCCAGCUUCUUUUAACUCCAAAUUAUCUCACAAGAUCUGGGGUAUGCCCAUCACCAACCGUUUGGAAAAAGGAGUAAAGACCGAAUACCCAAUUUCCACGACACAGAAUUUGACUCAUUUAGCACACUUGACACCCUUGUGUGCAACUUUGAGGAGCCCAAAAGGGUUUGGUCCUCCAAAGAAAACCAAGAAGACCAAGAAAGGCAACAAAGACAAUGAGGAUGGUGGAGAAGAGGAGAAUGAGGAAGGAGGAGGGGAAGAAGAAGAUCGAGAGGCGGGUGUAAUACCGGAGAUAGUGACUAACAGGAUGAUCAGCAGGAUGGGAUUCACUGUUGGGGUCCCACUCUUCAUUGGGCUGCUGUUCUUCCCAUUCUUCUACUAUCUGAAAGUUGGUCUGAAAAUUGAUGUUCCCACUUGGGUGCCUUUCAUUGUGUCGUUUUUCUUCUUCGGAACAGCUCUGCUUGGGGUGAGCUAUGGGAUUGUGUCCUCCAGUUGGGAUCCCAUGAGGGGAGGCUCUUUUUGGGGUUGGAAUGAGGCUCAGAAGAAUUGGCCUGUCUUUCGGCAGUCUCUUUGGGGUGGGUCUAAGAGGAAGUAGCAAUUGUUCAAGACUUGCUUGGUGAACUUGUAAAUUAAUUAGCACGAGUUUUUCUGAAAGUUUGAAAUGGUCUGGAAUUGUAAUAGGUCUUUGUGAUAUAUCAGCCUUGAUUAGUGUAAAAUAAUGUUAUUUUUAUAUUUUUUUGGUGGACUUUCAAUUGAAAUGAGGAGGAACCCACUAUAAACUUGGUAUA
This is a messenger RNA of Morus notabilis, 954 nucleotides long. Its product is annotated as protein PAM68, chloroplastic. The record is from RefSeq and is a predicted model, not a curated record. The transcript has 2 exons. NCBI's taxonomy places the organism in Eukaryota, Viridiplantae, Streptophyta, Magnoliopsida, Rosales, Moraceae. Bases 132 to 761 code for a protein of 209 amino acids.